Monopterus albus (swamp eel) is the source of this 2697-nucleotide messenger RNA. It is a transcript of the gene gtse1, whose product is annotated as G-2 and S-phase expressed 1. NCBI's taxonomy places the organism in Eukaryota, Metazoa, Chordata, Actinopteri, Synbranchiformes, Synbranchidae. Gene Ontology annotation, cellular component: microtubule cytoskeleton; cytoplasmic microtubule. The transcript has 12 exons. The coding region runs from base 129 to 2276 and encodes 715 amino acids. The record is from RefSeq and is a predicted model, not a curated record. Gene Ontology annotation, molecular function: microtubule binding.
UCAUGUGACCAGCAACGCAGCAGAUUUGAAUUAUUUGUGAGGUGUGCUUUCGUGUUACAGUUUGAAUGUGCAGUAAUAGAGACGUUUUGUGAGCUUUCAGAGGAGCUAGAGGAAGAACCAACAGCAGGAUGAACUGUCGAACUAACAGCGAUGUGUUCUUUCUGUCUGAUGAGAAAUUUGACUUCGAUGUUCCCAUGUCACCUGACUGCUCCAAAAGUGAAGAAGAUGAUGAGGUGUUUGCAGGUCCAAUUGAUUAUACUGAGAGGCGUGCUGCUGCUAACUUGGAGUCCCAGAUUGAAGAGGGUGGUGAUGGUAUGCGACCGAGCUGGAGCCCGCUGAGCAGCGAUCAGCUGGAGGCUGUGUGUCAGGAAGCCCUCAGACUAGCCACCCAGCUGCAGAGUGGCGAGCUGAGCCAGCUGCACAGUGACGACGAUGGGACUGCAACCACCAUGCCCAAUAAGGAGUUCAUCCAGGACACAGAGACUAAACUGGCUGUGUUCUGUCAGCCCGCCUUUACACUCAGCCCGAUCAAACGGCAGACUUUUUGUGUGCAGGACAGCCCCAUGAAGCAGCUGCCACCUGCUAUUCAGCACCGCCUGCUGAAAGGAAGAGGCGCCAAUACAGCUUCCUCCACCCACCCCAGUGCCACCAAUGUGCCUUCCUCCACCCGCCCCGGUGCCAGACUCAGCACCUCCAGCCCUGUGGCCGGGGCCAAGGCUCCACCCAGGGCGGUGCUGCGAGGAAAAGCUGCUUUGGGUGUUGGUGUUGUGUUGCCGAGCAAACCUGCUGUUCUGGCAUCUUCCAUUUCAGCCAGCAAAAGCAAAGUGGAGAAAACCAGACUGCAACCCCUGCAACCACUGAGCAAAGACGUGGGAAGUUGGAAGCGGAGCCCAGCCUCUCGACUUUCCAGCAGGGCAGAGUCGUAUGAGGAUCUGCUCUCUGAUUCAACGAGUGUGGCCUCUGACAUCAGCGAUUCCUCCCUCAACUCCAGCUUGAUGGGAAAACGCACUCUGGCUCCACCCACGAAGAGUGUUGUGAGGAAUGUGUCGGGGGUGAAGGCUCUAUCCCUUCAGAACAGGAGGGUGACAGACAGGAAGAACACAUCCUCAUCCUCGUCCUCAGUGUCCAGCUUCAACUCCAGCCUGUCUCUGUCCCCCGCUAAAGGUAAACUGAACUCUUCUCUAAACCGGAGUGUAAGCGGCUCCACUGGCCCCACCCCCAGCAGAGUCAGCAAACCAGCCAGUCAUAGCAGACCACGGUGCUCCACUGUCUAUGGUGCCAUAGAGCCAACAUCCUCCACCACCAGUCGCCGCUCACUGUCUGUCCAAGCCAGGAAGCUGUCUGAGCCGGAGCACGCUAAAGCUGCCAGGUCCACGUCACUGAAGAGAGCUGAGGCUACGCCCCUCCAGCCGACACCCACCAAGAGGGUUUUGGACAGAGCCGCCAACAUCCCCACUGUCACCGCAGUGCAGCCGCAGACUGGGCUGAAGGCCAGACCCAAACCUGAGGCUGUGGUCCUGCCGAUACUUAGCGGAGUAGGCAGAGGAGUCCAACAGGGAGACGAUGUCUCAAAGAUGCUGAAGCCAAAACGACUGAUGUCAGCGAAAAGAAAGGACAGUCUUCCUCAGAAGCCCGCUGCUGGUCCUCUGACGCCCUCUGCAGGUGACGUCAGGUUGCUGCAGGUGAAGAUGCGGCGUCCCUCUGCCCUCCCCACGCCAGUGAGGCACAAGGCCUGUGCUGUCCCCUCACCUGGCAACCAGGCCCGGCUCGCCAAGCUGCUGCCCACCUCUGACCCUUACCCUGAUCCCAGCUCCGCUUCGCCCAGGAGAGAGGGCAGCUCUAGCUCCACCCCCAUAGACACACAGGAGGUGGAGCCAGUUGACAUCCCUGGCAUCCAGCCCUUCUGUCUGGAGGUGGAGGAAAUGACACUCCCUGCUGCCCCGCCCAGCAGUGCCCCACAGCCUGACCAAUCAGAGAGCACAGAUUCUGGAGCAACGAGUGAGGACCAGUCAGAGCCCAGUAGAAACCUGAUCGAACUGGAGAGUGCAGAGGAGAUCACCAGCAAGACGCAGGAGGUUCUCCUGUUGGAUCUUCCAGCUCCAACUCUGCAGCCUCAAGAGAAACUGCUCAUCGACUUGACCAACACCCCCAACCUGAUCCGCACCAGCAGCAAGACCCACCCAACAACUCAGCUGAUCGACCUGAGCUCUCCGCUCAUCAAGUGGAGUCCAGAGGACAAGAAAGAGAACACUCUGCUCAUCAACCUGUCCUUCUGAUCCAGAUCCUCCUGAAGACCUGGACCUGACAGUGUCCACAGUAAACCAGACUCAUCAAGGUUCCAUCUUCACAAACUGGAAUAUUAAUUCAGUUAACAUUUGACUUAAGUCUUUACUGAAUUAGUGUAUUAUGUUUUAAAUGAUGAAAAUAUUCAUAGGUUGCUGAAGUUCUUCACCUGAUUGUACUUUUAAUUUUUUGUCGCUGCUCUAAUUAAUAUCUGAAUAAAUGUUGUUACUGUCACGAGUGUGAGCGUUGACACUCCUGUGUGUCCAUGUGCUGUUCAGUCUAUCGACGUGGAAACCUGACUGGUAACCAGACUAGAAGAAGAAGUCAUGUAAAACAAAUUCUGUAAAGUGUAACAGCUUGUUAAGAUUAUAUAAAUCACGGAAAAAGAAGUCUAGCGUGUUGAUGCCUGAUCCA